Eublepharis macularius is the source of this 3669-nucleotide messenger RNA. RefSeq names its product acyl-CoA binding domain containing 5 (gene ACBD5). The record is from RefSeq and is a predicted model, not a curated record. Lineage: Eukaryota; Metazoa; Chordata; Lepidosauria; Squamata; Eublepharidae. Gene Ontology annotation, molecular function: fatty-acyl-CoA binding. Gene Ontology annotation, cellular component: peroxisome. The transcript is spliced from 13 exons. Bases 153 to 1628 code for a protein of 491 amino acids. Gene Ontology annotation, biological process: fatty acid metabolic process; autophagy of peroxisome.
CCGGGGCAGUUUUAUACUGGUUGCGCUCUCAUGUUAUCGGGAAGGGAGGCGCAGGUGCAGCUGUCCGGUGGUGGCGACAGUCCUUUGGCCUACUUAGGCCCCUCGAUUCUGGUGGACACAAUCCAGGACUCAGCUGAGCAAGAAAAGAGGACAUGGCGGAGACUGAGAGCAGCGGCUCGGUGCAUGAGACUCGCUUCGAGGCGGCUGUAAAGGUGAUUCAGAGCUUGCCCAAAAAUGGAUCAUUCCAACCAACAAAUGAAAUGAUGCUCAAGUUCUAUAGCUUUUAUAAGCAAGCAACCCAAGGACCUUGUAAUAUUCCAAGACCUGGAUUCUGGGACCCUAUUGGUCGAUAUAAAUGGGAUGCUUGGAAUGCUUUAGGGGAUAUGCCUAAAGAAGACGCUAUGAUUGCCUACGUUGAAGAGAUGAAAAAGAUUCUUGAAACUAUGCCAAUGACGGAGAAGGUUGAAGAACUGCUGCAUGUAUUAGGUCCAUUCUAUGAAAUUGUAGAAGACAAAAAGAACAGGGGAUCUGGCAUCAUAUCAGGCCCUGGAACGGCCGUAACGUCUGUGCCAGCUGUGAAUGGUAAAUCUGAGAGCAGUGACAGUGGAGCAGAGUCAGAGGAGGAAGUAGUCCAGGAAGAAACAGAAGAAUUAAAGGAGACUGUAGAAGAAAGUAAAACUAUGGAAGAGGAAUCCGCUGUAGUUAAGGAAUUGGACAGCGGUGUUACCAAUGGCGGUUAUGAUGAUGACAUCCCUAAUUCUGACUUGGCCAAUGGCAUACAGACCAAAUCUGCCCUAAACGGUAUAAAUGAGGAUGAAGAAAUUAAGAAGAAAGACAAAUGCCUCGAACUACCUAUCAGACCUCUUUUUGGCUCUUAUCACCAAGGUGUCACUGAGGAUACCGCUGAAGAGGUCUCUGGAAUUCAGCACCUGACAAGUGAUUCAGAUAGCGAAGUUUACUGUGAUUCUAUGGAGCAAUUUGGACAAGAAGAGCUCUUGGAAAUCCGCACACCAAACAAAGAACCUUCAGAGCAUCACUUCCAUUUCUCAGAAGUUGAUCGUGGGAGUCUGCUAGAAACGGCUGGUUUUCUUGAACCUGGAAACUGCAAGUCAGAAGGUAUGAAGGGGGCUGCAGUUGAAGGAAAAGGUGAAGUCAAGUGUGGAGGUGAAGACGGCAAAGCAAGUGAUGGAGGCCCUCACAAAGAGAAGAAAGGGGCUGAAAACGUCGAUUUCUACGGAAUCAGAAGAGGGAGAGGGCACAGAAUGCACCCUGUGGGUGAUGGCUCCCAAGGUGGGCAUAUGGGCAGUGGAGGAGACGGGGAACGAUGGGGUUCAGACAGAGGGCCGAGGAGCAGCCUCAGUGAACAGAUUGCAGUAGUGCUCAUACGGUUACAAGAAGACAUGCAAAAUGUCUUUCAGAGACUAAAUACGUUGGAGACACUGACUGCUUCACAGACGAGAAAUGAAACUCUGCAUUCAAACAAGCAGUCUGCUUCACCUGUUAAGAGACCAUCAUGGUGGCCUUUUGAAAUUUCUCCUGGUACUUUAGCCUUUGCUAUUUUAUGGCCCUUUAUUGCCCAGUGGCUGGUACACACAUAUCGCCAAAGAAGGAGAAGAAAAGAGAUCUGAGUGUUCAGUUCCUGAUUCUGAAUAAGGACUGCUAAUAUGGGAAGACUCUGGAAGGAGAAAUAAUACAUCAAAGCACCGAGAAGAGCUGCAGGAUGCAGGAUGGCUCAGUCUUCCUUCUGUUGCAUUCUUUCCCCCACCUUUUGCACUACCUGAGAUAAGAUACUUGAAUGAUCCAUUGAUCUUAGGUAACAAGUAAAAUAAACACAGCUACCCCAUCCUGCAGUCACAUGACCCUUAAGUUAAUUGUUUUGGAAUGUAUACUUUCUGGACAAAUGAUCUGAAAGAUUUUAUCGCACCCUUCAGUGUUUUUGGCUUUAGAAAGAAAUAACUGAAUGAAAAGUAUAUGUAAAUUGUCACUUUAACAUGACUUAUUUUUAUGAUUUCUCUCAAGACUUUCGACAUAGCAUACAAACAUGCAAGAAAAGGAAACUGUCUGGACAAAAUAGUUGGAUUGUAUGGCUGCACUUAAAAUUUCAAGAGGUUUAACUUAUUGCUGCUUAGAUAAAUGAGAGGGUUUUUAAAAAAGUAAAUAAACUGGAAUCACAUGUUUAACCAUACAUUUUACUUAAGCAGGUACCAUCAUCAAUGUAGCUGUUUAAAAACUUAGUAACCCAGCACCUUGCAUUUUAAAACAGCAGACUGGGGCUGAAUGAUAGAUACAUAACAGCCAUGUAUAGAGGACACGAUCCAGAAAAAAAAUGAGCCUGCUACCCCAAAGCGAUACUGAAAUCAGCAGGAAUUCAACGUACAGCUCCACUGAUUUCAGUAAGACUUGGGUAUGUCUAGAUUGCAUCAAGAGACAGCAGUGUGCUUUAGCAGAAGUAUGUCAUGAUUGAACAUUUAAUUUUGAUUUAUCCAUACAAAAGGUGCUAAAAAACUACCUGCAUGUAGCUGCCUCAGUAGGUGGGUGGGAGCCAGCUUCAGCAAAUGAAUGGGUUGCAGUGCUGCUGGGAUCGCUUGUAUCCAGCCCCUAAAACUGCAAGCACCACUUGUAUUACCCAUCCCAGAACUAAUGUCUACAAACAGGAUGUCGUGAGAAGCCUAUACAAGCUGGCCCAGUGCUCACUGGCAAUGAUAAACCUUUGUUGGGACUGUCGACGGUGGCUCAGACAGCUGAAAGCUGAUACAAGAGCAUUCUUUCUAGACAAAUAAAAAAUCCUUUCACUUUGGGGAAGAGUCUGACAUCUAUGAGAAAGGCUUUUCUUUUUCUGACCCCUUUUAAAAGUAGAGGCGUAGUCAAGAAUGUUAACUCCCGACUGCCCUCUCGAAGGAUACAGCCCAAACACAGUUUAAUGCCUCAGUGUCAAUUACUGAGAAAGGGAAAACUGGUGUGAAAAUAAGUGGCUCCAUCCUGCUCCCUUAACCAGUGUCCAGCACUGUCACAUUUGGCCCCUUGAGUAUGCUCAAUGAGGCCAUUCUUUAAUUUAAUUCUAUACUAUUAUUUAUUCUAUACUAUUAUUAUUAUCUAAUCUUUUCCAUGCCAUGACCCCUGGUUCUCUUUCCUGUAAAUGCUUUUCAAGGUUAACCUUACCACUGUCACUUUAUUACGUUUGCACCUAUCGCUUUUAUUGACCAGAUACAUAUUUGAAUGUAACAGCCUGUUUAGUUACAAUAUCUCUAGGAAAAGGGGGAAAUAGUACUAUUUCUUUAUAUGAAAAAAAUCGACCUAGAGACAGUGAUUGUGUUUCAGAUACUAAUAGUAGUACACGUGCCAGAUCCAUUGAAGUACAGCCACAUUGCUGAAACUACUUAUGCCCAAAUGAGCCUGCUAUGGAGUAAGUAAUUUCUGGAUCAUGAAAUGUUCUGCGCUGUAUAAUUCUUUCAAGACCAACAUUACAAGAAGCGAGUUGGAAAGGUUCUCUCUGAUAUAAGGUCUUCAAGUUGGGAUAGAAAUCUUCCUUUCUGUUAUAUGCUGUACAAAUAAUGUAAUUACCAGAGACGUUGCUGCCUUGUUUAAUAGAACAUGAUUUAAUCUUUAAAGUAUUCAUUUGUCUUAAUCUGUUGUAAAUAACAUUUUAACAAAUAAAGAAUGACAAAUGUA